AUGUCAAAUAUCACAAAUGUUACCGACUUGUAUCCCCCGUAUCCCGCAUACGCAGGCGACAUGUCAGUAGGAGAAGUGUCACCGGAGGAUCUCUUCUUCUUUUCCCCUGGACUGAGCUCACCAGUCAGGCGAGGUCCCGAUGAUGAAGUGCCAAUCUUGGUCGAAAGAGCAAGCCAGGCCACGGCUCUCAACCCAGCGGUCAACGACUUCGUGGUGGGUCAUAAGGCUGGCUUUCUCAGAUUGUUCAAUCGCCAAAUCAACCUCAUCAGAUCACGCUCACAAGCUUUCGAAGAUGGUCAUAUCACUGUUUUCGACAAGACACUUCUGAAACUCACUCAGAAUGGCACUGAUUUGGAGAAUCCUGCGGCGAUUCAGUACUAUUGUGAAGAAUUUCUCGGUAUCCAUGUUGGUGCAAGCACUGCUGAGGCGAGCAGAGUCCUGAGCCAAGCAAUCCAAGUGCCAGAACUCUUGAUCUUUGGUAGUUGCCUUCAAAUGUCCUCACGUGUUAGCUUACCUGACUUUGAUUUCACAGAGACAUCCGCCCUCAUCAACAGUGAUGUCAAGACCGAAGCAGACGACCAUCAACCUGUGGCAGAAGAGAUGGAACCAAUGUUGAAAAGACUGUGGGAAGUCUAUGAGAAUGCAAAGUCGGAUUACUUUGCGAGAUCAGACAGCAAGAGCGACGACCUGAUCGGAGCAGCCAAAUUCCUGCGUGACACGGCCGAGAACACUCAGCAGUAUCUGACCGACAAACCCAUCGACCCGAACAUGUUGGCAGAGCUUCAAUCCACGUAUGACAUGGCCAAGGCGACAGUGGUAUCGCUGAGUGGCGGGAAGAAACGCAAAUUUGACGAUGUGGACAAAGAACUGAGCAAGGAUGCACCGCGUGCACCUGCCAACAGCAAUCAAAGCCAGAGGCGCCGUGCACAGUCAGGCCAGUACCCAUCUCGAAGCUCGGACAGCGGCUAUGGUGCAGGCGCGCCUUCUCUGAGGGACAACAACGCAGACAUCGAUCGUGGUCAUGACAGAAUUCAAUAUCGAACAUUGCGUCGUCGAAGCUCCAGUCCACGAGAGUAUCCAGACCGUUCGCCAGGAAGCCUCCGUGACCGUGAUCGUGAUCGCGAGGAACCAGGACAUCGUGGGGCAUACGGUUCGAAGCGUGGCUCGGGACACAGGGCCAGACCCUAUGGAUAUCGGAGAGACAGAGAGGUCGAUUCGUAUCGGCCGCGUGAAUACAAGGAUGACAUGUCUGAUGGAGGUUAG
This is a messenger RNA of Exophiala viscosa, 1263 nucleotides long. RefSeq lists its product as uncharacterized. The transcript has a single exon. The record is from RefSeq and is a predicted model, not a curated record. Bases 1 to 1263 code for a protein of 420 amino acids. NCBI's taxonomy places the organism in Eukaryota, Fungi, Ascomycota, Eurotiomycetes, Chaetothyriales, Herpotrichiellaceae.